Halteromyces radiatus is the source of this 804-nucleotide messenger RNA. RefSeq names its product WD40-repeat-containing domain protein. The transcript is spliced from 2 exons. The record is from RefSeq and is a predicted model, not a curated record. Gene Ontology annotation, molecular function: protein binding. The coding region runs from base 1 to 804 and encodes 267 amino acids. NCBI's taxonomy places the organism in Eukaryota, Fungi, Mucoromycota, Mucoromycetes, Mucorales, Cunninghamellaceae.
AUGCAUGUAUUUCCUUCUUCUUCAACUAAUAAUAACGACAAUGGCAGAACGACAGAUAUACAUGUGGACUGGAUUUAUUGUUUACAAUUCAAUAGCAAGAUUUUGGUGACUGGAAGUCGUGAUCGAACCUUGAAAGUGUGGGAUAUGAACAAUUCUGACUGUUUACAUACUUUAUAUGGACACAGCGCAAGUGUACUAUGUCUCCAAUUUGAUGACCGAUGGAUUAUUAGCGGCAGCAGUGAUAUGACAAUGAUUGUAUGGGAUAUAUCCUCUGGUAGGAAAGUACGAACGUUGACUGGUCAUAGUGAAAGUGUCUUGAAUCUACGGUUUAAUGGAGAUCGAUUGGUCAGUUCUUCCAAGGAUCGAACUAUUCGUGUAUGGGAUUUAUCAACAGGAUCAACAACACAGGUUCUACGUGGCCAUCGUGCAGCCGUCAACGCUGUACAAUUCAAGGAUGAUAUGGUCGUGUCUGCUUCAGGAGAUCGUACCAUUCGAUUAUGGAAUGCAAAUACUGGUGCUUCUAUUCGAACUUUUGACUCUCAUAGUCGUGGUAUUGCAUGUGUUGAAUUUGAUGGUAAUUGUAUUGUGAGUGGUUCCAGUGAUCAAACCAUCAAGAUUUGGAACAUGACUAACGGCGAAUGUCUACAUACUCUUACCGGUCAUACUGAACUUGUACGUACUUUACAAAUGGAUAAACGAUUGGAUCGGAUUGUCAGUGGAAGCUAUGAUGGUAGUCUUCGAAUUUGGAAUAUGGAAAAAGGCACUCUUUUACGUAGUUUGACCGAUAAUUUGGAUGGACGGUAA